This is a messenger RNA of Ctenopharyngodon idella (grass carp), 3262 nucleotides long. It is a transcript of the gene chka, whose product is annotated as choline kinase alpha. The record is from RefSeq and is a predicted model, not a curated record. The coding region runs from base 187 to 1443 and encodes 418 amino acids. Gene Ontology annotation, cellular component: cytoplasm. Gene Ontology annotation, molecular function: ethanolamine kinase activity; choline kinase activity. The transcript is spliced from 12 exons. Gene Ontology annotation, biological process: phosphatidylethanolamine biosynthetic process; CDP-choline pathway. NCBI's taxonomy places the organism in Eukaryota, Metazoa, Chordata, Actinopteri, Cypriniformes, Xenocyprididae.
UAAACGCGUCUGACGCAGUGUGUUCUUCACCAUCGUGCGUACAUCAAUACAGUGUCGGUUAGUCCUGCUAAAUCUGCGUUUAAAACAUCUGACAGUUAUAAAACUGCAUAGAAAGUCUGCGAUUUAAUUUAUUGCCUGCAGAUUUUGAUUAUUUAUACCAGUUUAUACCAGUAACCAACAUCAAAGAUGAAGACUAAAUUCAUCAAUGGCGUGUCUUCUUCGCCUUCUAUGUCCCUGGUUUUGUUGGUAAAUGAGAAUGUCCUCGAAGUCCAGGCAGACAGUGGGAACGACUGCAAAGACAUUAUUCGACCGGAUGAGCCCGACCACCAGACGAAGCUUAAGGCGUAUCUGUGGUGUAAAGAAUUCCUUCACGGAGCCUGGAAAUCCAUAGCUGAGGAUGAUUUCCAAAUCUCUAUCAUCAGGGGAGGUCUCAGCAACAAGCUAUUCCUCUGCGCUUUGCCAGAGAAGCAACCAAGCCUGGGAGAUGAACCACGAAACGUGCUCCUUCGCCUAUAUGGACAAAUUCUGCAGAUGUCCUGUAAUAAAGGGGAUUCCAGACAAUCAAACACAGAAAAUCACUUUCAAGGAGCUGAUGCCAUGGUACUGGAGAGUGUGAUGUUUGCUAUCCUGGCUGAGAGGGAGCUUGGGCCGAAGCUUUAUGGCAUCUUUCCACAGGGGAGACUGGAACAGUUUCUCCCAAGUCGAAAACUGUCCACAGAGGAGCUGAGUGUCCCUGGUAUAUGUGCUGAGAUUGCUGAAAAGAUCGCCAGGUUUCAUGGAAUGAGAAUGCCCUUCAACAAGGAGCCAAAGUGGCUGUUUGGCACAAUGGAAAAGUACAUGGAUCAAGUGCUCCAGCUCACCUUCACCAGGGAACACCAUCUGCGUAAUUUCUCUCGCCUUAUGAGCUACAACUUGCCUCAAGAGAUGGACAGUCUCAAGUGUCUACUAGAAUCUACUCCCUCUCCUGUUGUUUUCUGCCACAAUGACUUGCAGGAAGGAAACAUCUUGCUCCUAAGUGGCCGUGAGAACACAGACAGACAGAGGCUCAUGCUGAUCGACUUUGAGUACAGCAGCUACAACUACAGAGGAUUUGACAUUGGAAAUUUCUUCUGCGAGUGGACUUAUGACUACACCUAUGACAAGUUUCCAUUUUUCACAGCUAACACCAAAAAUUACCCCACCAAAGCACAGCAGAUACAUUUCUUCCGGAGUUAUCUGUUGGAAUCUAAUGGUGGAUUUGAAAACUUGAGUGAGGAAGACCAGCUGAAACUCAUAGAAGAUAUGCUAGUGGAGGUUAACAGGUUUGCUUUGGCCUCCCACUUCUUCUGGGGAUUGUGGUCUAUUAUCCAGGCCAAAAUAUCAACUAUUGAAUUUGGGUACAUGGAAUAUGCCAUGGCCAGGUUUGAUGCAUACUUUGAGCUGAAAAGGAAGCUCAGGGUUUAAAGGGAAAAUGCAUAAAUUCCCAAACAGACAGAAGGAAGAGGGAACAACCGCUCAUAUGGUGUAAGGAAAAGAGCGGAGCACAUUUCGGAUGUGUUUGAAAGAGGAUGCUCUGAGUGAUUCAGCCAUGCUGCAUAGACCAAAAUCAAUGCAACAUACAUAUUUAAAAAAAACAAAACAAAAAGGCUCUGUGCGUUGAGUAUUCCAUAUGCUGCUUCUCAAUGUUUACAAUUGUAAGCUUCUCACAUUUAACACACCAGACUGAGCUUCUAAUCUAGACAGUUGGAGAGAAAGAUACAAGACACUAACAAGGUCAUGUGCUGAAAAAAAAAAAAAAAAAAGAUUGUAGGUCAGAGUAGAAAAUACUUUAUGCAGCUGCAAUUUGAGUCAUAAGUCAAAGAAUGGUGUGGUGGAAGUUCUUCAUACUAACUUAAACCUUGUGGUAUUUCUUAUCACCUUGUCAUUUGCUGUAAUGUUAUCUAUACAACCGGUAAUAGAAGAUGUGCUGUGAAAGAGUAAGGUUCAAAAACUGGACCUGUUACCAGAAAAUGGUACAACAGACCAAAUUAUGUUGACACUAUUGUUCUGAUGAUUCAGUAUUGUGUUUCCAAGUUCUUGGUUUCCAUUUUUUGGUGUCCUUUUUACUGGAUGAUUUACCUCUUUUCUACUUGAACUUCUAGUAGAUUAUGUCUUAUUUCAUUUCUAUUUCUAGUAGAUCCGCAUGAUGUGAAGUGAAAUACCUGUGGGACCGUACCAUCUGUGUACUCCUUAGGAGGAGAUUGUAGAAAUGAAAUAUCUGUCUUAAUGGUGGAAAACUUUAUGGUUUUGACCAUAGUGAUCUCAUUCACCUCAUAUUAGAGGUGCUUGUGUAUUUUAUAAGAAAAAGUGCCCAAUGUGAGAUUACUCCUGCUUGUAUCUGAUUUGAUAUUAAAUUGAUAACUGUUGGAUAUGUAUAUAAAACGUAACAUCUAUCCAAUCUAUUCCAAAAAAAACAAAAAAACAUUUUUUUUUCUAUAACAGUUGGUUUAAUUAUAGUUUCGCAUUAAAACAGAAGUGAAAGUUUAUUCUUGUAAAAUUAUUUUAUGCUAUGAAAUAGUUUUGCAACUAAACAAUAUUUACUUAAUGCAUUUAAUGUUUUUCAUUUUACUCUGUAUAACCCUAAAUUGUGGGGUUUUAUAUGUUUUAAAUGUAGGUAUAGUAUUAUUAUUAUUUUUUGCUAACAGUCAUGUCGAAGGCACUUUCUGAAGCAGUUUUGUGAAGUUUUAGUACUUGCAAAUGUAACUUUUCUAUUAUUUUUCUGCAAUGGAAGAUGUAUUUUUCUUAAUAAGAAAGUGUUCUCUGUCCUUACUGAAAUAAUGUCAGUGGACCUCUUGACCAUUUUUUACUGUACUAUGCUGGUGAUCAGUUGAUUUGUUUCCACAUAUCUUAAACCAUAGAAAAUAAAAAAUGUUAAUAUUUAUUUACAUUAUAUAUAACUGGUCUCUAUGAAUCAAGACUGAUUUUUGAAACAUCAGUAACCAUAAAGGAAAAAGUGGAAGUAUAGUGUUGAAUGUAAAAAUAAAAAAACAAUAAUUAAAUAUGAUUCCUUUGUAUUUUAAAAUCCGGUGUUUAGACCAGCUUUACUAACUUAUCCAUCUGUUAACAUCAGUAUCAAGGCUGUGAUGCUUGUUCACUCUAAAUAUAUAUUAAAAAUGAGGAAUAGAAAAAGAAAAAUUAUUUACACUUCUGCUUACAAAAGCGGUAAGAUGUGAAACCAUUCAACAGAAUGUAAUGUACUAAUUCAUGCUUUGCAUAUUACUGUGAAUAAAGAGUUGAAAAUGUA